This is a messenger RNA of Adineta ricciae, 588 nucleotides long. Lineage: Eukaryota; Metazoa; Rotifera; Eurotatoria; Adinetida; Adinetidae. The record is from the annotation of a GenBank genome assembly.
AUGGCAUACAGUGUUAAUCAAACAUCUAAUAGCAAGUUGCCUCUCGUUCCAGGUAUCCAGACUCUGAUGACCUAUGAUGGAUAUAGAAAGUUCUUCGGUGACUGUAACGAUUCUUCGGAUAUAUUUUCUCACCAAGCAGCUUUAUUUAAUAAGUGUCAAGCAAAUCAGUGGAUAAACACACUGAAGAGCUCAGGAUUCUACGAUUGGAUAAAGCCAUUGGUCGAAAUGCGUGAUAAAUUCUCUCAGCGUAGAGAAUUUACGAAAGAUAACUGCGUUACUCUUAUGCAAUUUUACUCGCUUUUGGAAAAUGUCUUCCGUAAUACCUUGCUCUAUCCGUACAUUUCCGCUUAUCGUACAAUUAACAAAGAUUGUGGCCGAUAUCGUUCGUUUAUCGAGCCCCAUGAAACUAAGAUGCCAUUUCAAGAGCUUCAAUUCAACUCCACUGGCCCAAAUCUGCUGACUUAUACAGAGAUCGAUCCACAAAGAACGAUUAUUUAUGCGUUAACUUGCAGUAUUUUUUAUCAUCAUGAUCUGGCGAAACUUCAAAACCAUUAUGUAGAGUCUACGCGCAGACAAUAUAGUAACUAA